AUGGACGAGGUGGCCUUUCCGGCCAUUGACCGGGCCAAGCGCAGGUUCCUCAAGCAACCAAGCGAAGGCGACGCCGGUGCGCUUUUGCGCUCCCUCUACCAGGCGCUCGACGCUGACCUUGCGGGCCGAUAUGCGCCACCGGUCAUUGACCUGCCGGCGCUUGAAACUAGCUACGCGGAGCUGCUCGUGCUUCUCGACGCACCCAUCACGCUGCCUGAGCUCGAGUCGCGUUGA
Saprolegnia parasitica CBS 223.65 is the source of this 234-nucleotide messenger RNA. RefSeq lists its product as hypothetical. NCBI's taxonomy places the organism in Eukaryota, Oomycota, Saprolegniomycetes, Saprolegniales, Saprolegniaceae. The record is from RefSeq and is a predicted model, not a curated record. Bases 1 to 234 code for a protein of 77 amino acids. The transcript is spliced from 3 exons.